Messenger RNA from Panicum hallii, 1270 nucleotides. Its product is annotated as heavy metal-associated isoprenylated plant protein 39-like. The coding region runs from base 264 to 920 and encodes 218 amino acids. Gene Ontology annotation, molecular function: metal ion binding. The record is from RefSeq and is a predicted model, not a curated record. The transcript has 3 exons. NCBI's taxonomy places the organism in Eukaryota, Viridiplantae, Streptophyta, Magnoliopsida, Poales, Poaceae.
CUGCUCACGGCGCUUGGCACCAACGCCACCUCCGCUGCCGCCUCUGGUAUUUAGAGUGAGGCGCCCUUGCCCUCACACUCCCAAACUCACUUUGCCUCUCGCCUCGCCUCCGCGUCGUUGCGUGUCGCGGCACGCUCGCAGCUCGCUCCCCCGCCUAACUUUCCUCUGGCUUCUCCACUCCUCACUCCACCCUGCUCCUGAUCCAGUGCCUUCCUUCCUCAUCCUUCCCGGUGUUCGUUCUUCUUCUUCUCUGCGACAUCGACAUGUCGAAGAAAAUUGUGGUGAGGCUGGAUUUGCAUGACAACAAGGACAAGCAGAAGGCUCUGAAGGCCGUCUCCGUGCUCGUCGGGAUCGAUGCCAUCUCGGUGGACAUGGCGGCGCACAAGAUGACGGUGAUCGGCACGGUGGACCCGGUGGACGUGGUGAGCAAGCUGCGCAGCAAGUCCUGGGCCGCGCACAUCGACUCCGUCGGCCCCGCCAAGGAGCCGGAGAAGAAGGAGGAGAAGAAGGAGGGCGACGGCGCCAAGAAGGAAGGCGAGGGCAAGAAGGAAGAGGGGGACGGCAAGAAGGAAGGCGACGGGAAGAAGGAAGGCGAAGGCAAGAAGGAGGAGGGCGGGGACGGCAAGAAGGACGGCGAGGGCAAGAAGGAGGAGGGGGACGGCAAGAAGGAGGGCGACGGGAAGAAGGAAGGCGACGGCAAGAAGGAGGAAGGCAAGAAGCCCGCCGCGGUGGCACCGCUGCCAUUCCCGCUGCACCACCUGCCGCCGCCGUACAUGAACAUGAUCACGGCGGACUACAUGAACCAGUACCGUCCGCCGCCACCGCCGCCCCCGGCGUACCACCCGUACGCGCCGCCGCCCUACUACUACGUGCGGAACAUGAGCAUGGAGGAGAACCCCAACUCCUGCGCCAUCUGCUGAAGAAGAAGGAAUAAUCGGAGGAAACCCUCGAUCGCUGGCCGCUUUCUCGCGCUGCAUGAGAUCGAUCGAGGUAGGCGAGCCAGCGCACGUACGUGUCCCAUCCAUGUGUACAUCCGUCGUCGUCGACCGUAUUAUUAUGAGAUGACAAAACAAACAAAUCAAACUAGUUUUGGGAGGCGAAACUAGCAGUCAAUUCGUACCGACGUAAAUCUGUAGCCGAAAUGCCGAAUUUGAAUUUGUAGCUAAAUUUUGUGAUGAUGAUGGUACGUGCUGCUGCCUGUGACGUAGUGCGUGCAUCUGAAUCAUCUUUUCCUUGAAGCAACGAGAUCAACGAGAGGCAGCAGAAAGAA